AUUCAGAGAGGUUGUUCUACAGUACUGUGUACAGCUACACGAGACGAGUACCAGUGUUGUUUAAUAUCAUGGGCGGGAGCUCUGCUUCUCCCACAAUCUACACACAAUAAUUCAGCCCUGGGAAAAUACGCUGGGAAAACAGCAAUAAUGUGGAUAUUCAGGAUUGCAGCUCUUACGAUAUUUAUUGAUUUGCACGCCCUGGCACAAAAUCCUGAUCACAAUGAUGUGUGUACUGAGGGGAGUUGCUACCCCGCUACGGGUGAUCUGCUGAUUGGGAGAGCACAUCGACUUAAAGUCUCUUCCACCUGUGGACUGAAGUGGGAAGAGUCAUUCUGCGUUGUGGGCCAGUUAAAGACACAUGGCGAAAAAAAGGAAGAUGAAUGUUUUAAAUGCGAUUCCAGACGGAUAUACAAUGAGUUUACAAGUCCCAACAGCCAUACUAUUGAGAAUGUGGUGACAGGCUUUACUCCUAACCGCCUUAAAACCUGGUGGCAGUCUGAGAACGGAGUUGAAAAUGUGACCAUUCAGGUGGAUUUUGAGGCUGAAUUUCACUUCACACACCUCAUCAUGACUUUUAAGACGUUUCGGCCUGCCGCCAUGGUAAUUGAGCGUUCGGCAGAUUUUGGCCAGACCUGGCAGGUGUACCGUUACUAUGCCUACAUUUGCGAAGACACGUUUCCACACGUCCCAAAAGGGCCAAUCAGAAAAGUGGAUGAUGUCAUUUGUGACAGCCGUUACUCUGACAUUGAGCCGUCAUCAGAAGGAGAGGUCAUUUUUAGGGCACUUGAUCCUGCAUUUGAGAUCCCUGACCCUUACAGCCCACAAAUUCAGAGUCUUUUAAAGAUCACAAACCUGCGCGUACGAAUGUUGAAGCUACACACUCUAGGUGACAAUCUGUUUGAUGAUCGAGAGGAGGUGCGACAGAAAUAUUAUUACGCUCUUUACGACAUGGUCGUCCGUGGCAACUGUUUCUGUUACGGCCAUGCCUCUGAAUGUGCGCCAGUCGGCAAUGAGCCAAGAGAUGAGGGCAUGGUUCAUGGUCAUUGCAUGUGUAAUCACCACACGACUGGACUGAACUGUGAGGUGUGUAAGGACUUUUACCAAGAUCUGCCCUGGAAACCAGCGGAGGGAAGCAACACAAAUGCAUGCAAGAAAUGCGAGUGUAACCGCCACGCAGAUUCCUGUCACUUUGACAUAGCAGUGUAUCAUUCAUCUGGGAACGUGAGUGGUGGUGUUUGUGAUGAUUGUAAGCACAACACGCAAGGUCAAUGGUGCGAGAGCUGCAAACCCUUCUAUUACAAGCACCCUAAGAGAGACAUCAGAGACCCCAACAUCUGUCAACCUUGUGACUGUGACCCCACGGGCUCCCUAAAUGGAGGCUUAUGUGACAGCGCUACAGAUGUACUGAGAGAUACGAUUGCCGGACAGUGUCGUUGCAAACCUAAUGUUGAGGGACAACGCUGUGACCAGUGUAAAAAGGGACAUUACGGCCUUAGUGAUAACCCACUAGGCUGUCUGCCUUGCAGCUGUAACCCUCUAGGCACCCUCUCAGCAGGAUCUCCCUGUGAUAUACAGACAGGAAGCUGUUAUUGCAAACGUCUUGUCACUGGACAAAACUGUCACCGGUGUUUGCCUGAGCACUGGGGUCUUAGUCAUGAUAAGGACGGCUGCAGACCAUGUGACUGUGACAUUGGCGGGGCUUUGAAUAAUAAUUGUUCUCAAGAGACAGGACAGUGUGUAUGUAAGGAGCACAUGUUUGGCAGACGUUGUGACCAGGUGCAUUCUGGGUACUACUUCGCUGGAAUUGACUUCUACACUUAUGAAGCAGAGGACGCUUCUUAUGGGCCGGCAGUGAAAAUAGUCGAAAGACAAUUCCCCCGGGAUCGUUUACCCACUUGGACAGGUAGAGGAUUUGUGAAUGUACCAGAGGGAGAAACACUGCGCUUCUACAUUUACAAUUUCCCGCAGUCUAUGGAAUACAAUUUAAUGAUCCGCUAUGAACCACAGUUGCCUGAUGAAUGGGAGCAAGUUGAUGUGUUUUUGGAGCGCCCCACCACUGGUUACCCAUCAGCCCACUGCACUUCUACAGAUAAUGAUGAACAAAGCGUUUCACUGCAUCCUGGAUCCAGAUAUGUGGUUGUUCCUGAUUCAUUGUGUUUGGAAAAGGGUCAAAACUACACAGUGAAAAUUGACUUUCCACUGUACUCAUCAUACAGCUACCACUCAGCUCCACACACACUUGUUGAUUCAAUAGUGCUGCUGCCAGUUGUGCAAGAUCUGGAGGUGUUUUCUGAGGAGUUGAAGCAGCAGGAGGACUGGGAGAUGUUUCAGAAGUACCGCUGUAUGGAACGCAGCAUGAGUGUUAUUAAAACCCCAAUGACGGACAUUUGCAGAGACUACAUUUUCAGCAUAUCUGCACUAAUGCACAACGGAGCUCUUGAAUGUAAAUGUGACCCGCGGGGCUCUCUGAGCUCUGUUUGCGACUCUAGCGGUGGCCAGUGCGAGUGUCGACCCAAUGUUUCAGGCAGGAAUUGUGACAGCUGUGCUCCUGCAACCUAUCUGUUCGGACCCUCAGGAUGCAGAUCAUGUGACUGUGACCCGGUAGGCUCUCAGAACCCUUUCUGUGAUGUCACCACGGGGCAGUGUUUGUGUGUGCAAGGGGCAUAUGGACGCCAAUGUGCCAACUGUAAACCCAACCACUGGGGUUUUCCUCAGUGCAAACCCUGCUUCUGUAAUGGGCACAGCGAGCAUUGUCACCCACGUACGGGCGUGUGCCUGAACUGCAGAGGCUACACCACAGGCCACCAGUGUGAGAGCUGUGCGAUUGGUUACCAUGGCAAUGCUUUGCUGGGCUCUUCUGAGCCAUGUCGUCCCUGUAUGUGCCCUGACGGACCGGGGAGUGGCAGGCAGUUUGCUGACAGCUGUUACCAAAAUCCAAACUCUGAUCAUUUGGUCUGCGUCUGUAACUCAGGCUACAAAGGAUCUAGGUGUGAUGAAUGCGCUUCUGGUUAUCAUGGUAACCCUCAGGUGCCAGGCGGGCGGUGCAGUCCUUGUCAGUGUAACAAAAAUAUUAACAUGCAGGACCCUAAUUCUUGCGAUGCCCGCACUGGUGUCUGUCUCAAAUGCCUGUUUCAUACCGAUGGGGAUGCUUGCCAGUAUUGUAGUCGUGGUUACUAUGGAGACGCCCUUACACAGAAUUGCAACAAGUGUAUGUGCCAUCACGUGGGCACUUCUAGACACAGCUGUGCCGACAGUCUGUGCGAUUGUAACAGGGCUAGCGGGCAGUGCCAUUGCCUGCCUGGGGUAGAGGGUCAGCAGUGUGACCGCUGUGUGCCCAACACAUGGAACAUCAACAGUGGAAACGGAUGCCAACCCUGCAACUGCCACCCUGAACACUCCUACGGUUCAUCCUGUGACCUGCUGUCUGGUCAGUGUGCUUGCAAGGCCGGUUUUGGAGGCAGGACUUGCGAUGAGUGUAGAGACUUAUUCUGGGGCGAUCCUGAGGUCAAAUGCUACGCAUGUGACUGUGACCCAAGAGGCAUUGCCACCCAACAGUGUAAUAAGGUGUCUGGUGAGUGCGUGUGCACGGAGGGUAAGGCCGGGCGAAGGUGCGACUCCUGUGGGCGUGGCUACGUGGGGACCUUUCCCAAGUGUGAGCCGUGUCAUGAGUGUUUCCGUGAUUGGGAUAGAAAUGUGGGAGAGCUGGCCAAUCAAACACAGAGGCUGCUGGAGACAGUAGAGGAGAUGAAAGACACAGGCGCGGCGUCCCCUUAUCACGAUACCAUAACAAGUCUGGAUGAUGGUGUCAAACAGCUCAGAGAGAUACUGGAGGAUGAUAAGAUUCAUCAAACUCUGAAACACACGCAGAGUUUGCAUCAGCAAGCUAACGAGACAAUGCCACUUUUGCAUCGGUCUAUAGACCGAUCUAAUUCAGAUCUGAAAAAGAUAUCCGCUGAUCAUCAAAAGGCCAUAAAUAAUCUAAACAGUCUUACAGAGGAGGCCCAAAAUGUAGAGGAGAUCGCCAAAGACAAACAGCAACAGGUCCUGAACAUUAAACAUUCAGACCCCAAAGGUGCGAUGGACAGCAUCUUAGAAUAUUAUAGGAAGUCUUCAGAGGCAAAUGAUCAAGUCAAUCAAGCCACAACUGACCCAGACAGUCCAGUGAAAACGUCUGCACAGCUACGGGGUGCGGCAAAGGCCAAACUAGACGCAACGGAAAAAGAAUUUCAACUAAAACAUCUGCUGCAUGUACAGAAGUUGGAGAAAAUGACGUCUGAGCUGGACUCCAAAGAUCUUUCAGAGCUAAGCCAGCAGGUGUGCGGAGGUGCACCAGGUCCUGACGGUUGCAGUGUCUGUGGUGGUCUGGGCUGUGUGAACGAGGAUGGGGAGUCCCUGUGUGGAGGAGAAGGUUGUGAGACAUUAGUGACCCAAUCUACUGCUGCCUUGAACAGAGCCAAAAACACUGACCAAGAGAUCCUACACGCUUUAAGAGAAGUCGACAAGCUAAACAAAAUGGUGGCAGAUGCUAGGGAUCGUGCAGAUGAGGCCAAGCUCAGCGCUCAGGAUGUGAUACUGAGAGCCAAUCAGAGUAAAGCACGAGUGGAACAGACCAAUGACGAGCUCAGAGAUCUCAUUCAGCAAAUACGAGACUUCCUAACAAAUGAAACAGAUACGAAGCGUAUAGAGGAAGUAGCUAAUGAGGUGCUGAAACUGAGUUUGCCAGUGUCAUCCGGAGCACUGAGAAAUUUGACCACAGAGAUUCAGCAUCAUGUGGCCAGACUGACCAGUGUGGAUGAUAUCCUGACCGAGACCUCAGAGCAGGCACGGACUGCAGAAAAUCUACUGAAACAAGCACAGGCCGCCAGUGGGAGAGCCACAGCUCUGAAACUGAACACUGAUGAAAUAAAGGGAACUCUAGAAGAUACAGAGCGUGCUCAGAUAGCAGCCAAUGAAACACUGAAGGAAGUUGAGGAUGAUAUGAAUGUCACAAGACAAAAAAUCAAAGACGUACAAUCUAUAACCGAAGCCACUGAGUUCAAACUGAGCACCAGCACACAGAAAUUUUUGGAUCUCGAAAGAGAAGUGGGUGAACUUCAUCAGAAAACUCUAGAAAUGUCUAAGAGUGUGGAGGAUGUUCACAAAAAUUCUGAAUACAUUAAAGAAGAUGUUGACAGCACUGAACGGGAACUUGACUCACUUGUGCUGGAUAAGUAUGCACGGGUCAGUCUUCUCAUAGAUCAGAAUGGUGCGAGUGUUUUACACGCCCGUCAAAAGGCAGAGGAACUCAGACAGGAGGCAAAAGAUCUAUUAAUAGAUGCCACCAAGAAACUACAAAGACUACGAGAGCUAGAGAAAUCAUUUGAAAUAAACCAAAACACUAUCGUGGUAAAAGCUGGGGAACUCGAUGGACUGGAGAUUGAAGCCAAAGAACUACUGCAGGAUCUCAGUCAGAAGACUGCCCUCUAUAGCAACUGUGCUUAACAAUAUUUACCAAAAGUAUAUCACACUAUAACCGCUGAUCAAGGAUCAGCUGCAAACCUGUGGUCAAAUGCAUCUGUGUAAUGUCUAAGAUAAGCUACUUAUUGCUCUUGUUCAGUGCAUUUACUCCCCAAAUUAGUUAUUUUGGAAAACAAUGUGUUUAUUAAGAUCAUACAUUGCUAAUGACAUUUUUACCUUUUUUCAGAUAUGAUAAAGCUUGUAUUACAGCAAUAAUUAAAUCAAUGAAUUUGCCAAAGACA
Messenger RNA from Paramisgurnus dabryanus, 5738 nucleotides. It is a transcript of the gene lamb1b, whose product is annotated as laminin, beta 1b. NCBI's taxonomy places the organism in Eukaryota, Metazoa, Chordata, Actinopteri, Cypriniformes, Cobitidae. Gene Ontology annotation, cellular component: laminin trimer. Gene Ontology annotation, molecular function: integrin binding; structural constituent of synapse-associated extracellular matrix. Gene Ontology annotation, biological process: axon guidance; cell migration; tissue development. The record is from RefSeq and is a predicted model, not a curated record.